GAUCUUUCAUGUGGUAUUUCCAUCCAAAAGGAUAAUUUCACUUCUAUUCGUAUUUUCCUCAUUUAGGUUAUAACUUGGUCUGGAGAUGCCAUUGGUGACGGAGUCAAAUGGCCCUUAAAGGUGGGAUGCAGUGAGUAUGAUCUAACUCUGGAACAAAUUCAUCAGAAACAACGGAAGAAGCUUUCUGUUCGUGAGUUUAGGGUUCACCGGGCAUAUAACGGACGGUACUGUCCAUGCUGGCAAAUGGGGUGCCGAGUCGCCCUUGAUACUCCUUAUCCGGACGAGCCUCGGCUCCAGGCAGAGGAAGGAGCUAUCAUUCAUGUCACCCGGAGCACCAGGUACGUUGCACAUUGCACCCCUUUCCUAUUCUGCAUCUGUUUCUUUUAUACAAUCAGUUCGAACGGUGUCAAUAACCCAUCUCUUGGG
This is a messenger RNA of Opisthorchis viverrini, 426 nucleotides long. RefSeq lists its product as hypothetical. Lineage: Eukaryota; Metazoa; Platyhelminthes; Trematoda; Opisthorchiida; Opisthorchiidae. The transcript has 2 exons. The record is from RefSeq and is a predicted model, not a curated record. The annotation marks the transcript as partial.